CAGAUGUCAAAGUCAGACAGGGGAGGGAAAGACCAACACACACACACACACACACACACACACACACACACACACACUGUGCGUAUCAUGAGGGAUUGUUUUAGAGAGGAGAGUCAGCCAGACAUCCCAUGAGGCAUCUGCCUUUCUCUGCACAGCGCUAAUUUUCUCGGGCUGCCUGAGCCCGGAGCUUGUGAUCGCUCGUCACCGCAGCUCCACCGAGGGAACAGGAAGCGAGGAGGGAUCCUCAAACGCCACAAAAAGAGAGAGGAUAGACAUGCACAGGUGCUGCUAGAGAGAGAGAGAGAGAGAGAGAGAGAGAAAGAGAGAGAGAGGGAAGGGAGAGAGAGAGGAAGAAGAGGGGGGAGUGAGGGGAGGAGGAGGAGGAGACUUGCUUCACAGGGGGAAUAGGAGCCGGAGAGCAAUUCCAAAACAGCUGUCCGGCAGACGUCCCAGUCGACAGAAGUGCAGCCCCGAGGCAGAGACAGGAGGCAGGGCAGUGUCAACAAGCCACAGGAGCAGCACAGCAGCCACUGAACGCCGCACAUAUACAGACACACACAUCCACACAACCUGGGGGCUGCAGCUUUUCAGGACGGUUACCUGGGAAGGAACGAGCUCUCCGCAUCGGAGCCCCGCUUGGAAUCCCGUUUCCUGAUCGAUGCCGCUAUCGCUGAAAUUAUUUUUGGAGUCCUGUUCGACCUGCGUGUUCCUGAGAAUGUAACUGGAGCUUCUUCUCCCUGGGGAACUGUAACGUCCAGAACUUAUAGAGCCAUUUCCGACUUUUCCACCCUGCACAUCUGAGCUGUCUUCAGCGGUUGCAGCCAUGCCGGCGAAAGCACCGAUAUACCUGAAACCCACCAAUAAUAAGAAGGGGAAAAAGUGUCGCCUCAGAGAUAUUCUGUCCCCGGAUAUGAUCAGUCCGCCGCUCGGGGACUUUCGCCACACGAUCCACAUCGGCAGGGGCGGGGAGAGAGACGCCUUUGGAGACAUGUCUUUCCUCCAGGGGAAGUACGAGCUCCUUCCAGGGAAGGGGGACGUCCACCCUCAGUACGGCAUCCAGAGUGAGUUUCUGCGAGCCAACAGCACCGGUGAUGCUUCCUUCGCUGAGACUCCCUCUCCGGUGCUCAAAAACGCCAUCUCCCUCCCGACUAUCGGCGGCUGCCAGGCCCUCACCCUUCCCCUUAUCUCCUCCGCGGUGUUCUCCAUGCCCCCUGAGCCGCUGGAGGACAUCAUGGGGCCUGCAGCUCCCAUGAAACCCGACAACGCCGAGGAGGUGGAGAUCCUGCAGAUGGACGCUCUGCUGCGCUCGAUGGACGUCUUCAGCAGCGAGCCUUCGUCUCCCUCCAUGGAUAUCCAGUCGAAGCCUGACGUCCUCUUGGAUCUGCUGGAAAACGCAGACAAGUCCACUUCCAAGGCGGUCGCCAAAGCCAACAAAAUGAACAAGAGCGAGAGCAGAUUUGAGAAGCCGGCGUCCUUUUAUAUCAGCGGCCACAGCAACAGCAUCUACAAAGCUAACGGGAGCCUGAACAGCAACAUAAGCAGCGACAGCUUUGACAGCUUUAGCGGCAAAGGGGACUUCCAGAGCAAGAUCUGCAACGGCAGCCUUAACGGCAACGGCAACUGCAACGGCUACGGACACUUUAACAAUGACAUUACCCUGGGCUUCAAGCAGGAGCUCUCGAAGUGCAACGGGGAGUGGGUGGACAGGGACAGCGGGGUGGAGGAGGGCCGCAUCUGUGAUUUUGAGUUUGAGUUUUCCAAGGAGAAGAGCACGUCGCAGGAUUCCCUCGCCCAGAUCACGGGGUCGCUGCUCUCCCUCGAACUCGAUCUGGGCCCAUCCAUCCUGGACGAUGUGCUCAACAUAAUGGAUAAACCCGCAGCGAAGAGCAGGCCUUGAGCUGCGCCGAGGAUCCCAGGAGGAGAAAGGGAAUUUUUAAAACUAUAGCCAUGGAGAGAGAGAGAGAGAAAAGACUCACAAAGCAAUCAAAAUGGUGUCUGGAUAUAUCAUUAAGAUGAAAAUGAGCUAAAAUAGACGGAGCUGCUUAUGUUUUUAUUGUCAAAACAUAUAACUAUUCUAGCUUCUAUGGAGUGUUGAUUCUUCUUCUCUUAUUUUUUUGUUUGUUUGCCAUGCCAGCCGCAUGUUUAGGAUGCAUGUGAUAGUGAGUUACAGCUAAAACACAGCCAUCGUGCCUUUGAUUUUAAACGCUACAUGAUAAAUUUGUGUUAUGUUGACUUCCACUGGUAUGUACAAGAUAACUUCGAGGUCCUUUGCUUUUUUUUUUACACUCUCAGACAUGAACAUAUAGCAUUUUGUGACUUUAAGCGUGUUAACAAAGCACUAUUUUGUUUGUCACAUGAUUCAUUUCAGAAUGACAGAACACUAUGCAUAUUUGUGUUUGGUUUUUUUUUAAGUUGUAACACAAAUAAAUUCAUUUUUGUCCUA
This is a messenger RNA of Lates calcarifer (barramundi perch), 2443 nucleotides long. It is a transcript of the gene cdc42ep3, whose product is annotated as CDC42 effector protein (Rho GTPase binding) 3. The record is from RefSeq and is a predicted model, not a curated record. The transcript is spliced from 2 exons. NCBI's taxonomy places the organism in Eukaryota, Metazoa, Chordata, Actinopteri, Centropomidae. Bases 824 to 1897 code for a protein of 357 amino acids.